This is a messenger RNA of Fomitiporia mediterranea MF3/22, 864 nucleotides long. Its product is annotated as Aldo/keto reductase. Gene Ontology annotation, molecular function: oxidoreductase activity. NCBI's taxonomy places the organism in Eukaryota, Fungi, Basidiomycota, Agaricomycetes, Hymenochaetales, Hymenochaetaceae. The coding region runs from base 1 to 864 and encodes 287 amino acids. The transcript is spliced from 4 exons. The record is from RefSeq and is a predicted model, not a curated record.
AUGCCGACCAUCGGUCUCGGGACCUGGCAUGCAAAAGCAGGCGAAGUCGAAUAUGCAGUCGAGAUCGCUCUCAAACAUGGUUAUCGCCAUAUCGAUACGGCCGCUGCAUACGGUAAUGAAGAGCAAGUCGGGAAAGGAAUCAAGAUGUCUGAUGUCCCACGUGAAGAUAUAUUCCUUACAACUAAGCUCGCCAAUAUAGAUCACAGCAACGUCGAGGCAGCGCUAUUUUCCUCCUUUCAGAAGCUUGACACACCAUAUCUUGAUUUGUGGCUCAUGCAUUGGCCUGCACCAAUGACACAAGAUUUAAAAGCAGAUAAGGGUCGUGAUUGGCUUGAGACCUGGAAAGACAUGGAAAAGGUCUAUGAGAAAUACCCCGAGAAAGUCAAAGCGAUAGGCGUUUCAAACUUCCAAGUGGAAUAUCUUGAGCGACUGCUAAAGGAGGCGAAAAUAACUCCGGCCGUAAACCAGAUCGAGCUUCAUCCUUCCUGCCCACAACAUGAUGUCGUGAAGUUUUGCAACGAAAACGGCAUUGUGCUUAUCGCCUAUUCGCCACUCGGCUCAACUGGCUCUCCGCUGCUCACGAACGAAGUCGUAAGGAAGAUUGCAGGGAAUCGCAAUAUUCCUCCAGCAAAUGUUCUGAUCUCAUUACAGGCCUGCCGUCCUAACACUGCCGUCCUCACGAAGAGCAUUACGAAGUCGCGCAUCGCGAGUAAUUUCGAUCUCGUUGAUUUGACGGACGAGGAGAUGAACGAGUUGCUCAAAAUAGAUGAAACGCAACACUUCCGAGUGUGCACUCCAGAAUGGACUGGCUGGGGAGACUUAGGUUUCCCAGACCGCAAAUGUGCGACUGCAAGUCACUUAUAA